AUGGGAUCAGCUGAGAGACCGUUCCGUGUCAUCAUCGUUGGAGGUGGCGUGGGAGGCCUUACUGCCGCCCACACCCUCCAUCGAGCCGGCAUUGACUACGUGGUCUUGGAGAAAGGCCUCGUUGCUCCACCCAUGGGUGCGAGUAUCGGUAUAUAUCCCCAUGGCUCUCGGAUACUCGAACAGAUAGGGUGUCUGGCAGACGUGGAAGCCGAGUGCGUCAAGCUGGGUAAGAGCCAGAACCUACUGCCGGACGGGCGAACCAUCUUCAGCAGUGACUUCUUCAAGUACUCCAGGGAAUACCAUGGGUACCCCAUUCCUGUCCUUGAGCGACGCCGGUUCCUGGAAAUCCUCUACGAGAACGCCCCAGACAAGUCCAAGAUUCGAUCGGGAACCGCAGUGGUGGAUGUCAUUGAUCACGAAAAUGGUGUCAAGGCUAUCCUAGCCGAUGGUAGCGUGGAAGAAGGAGACCUGGUCCUGGGAGUUGACGGUGUUCACAGCAACAUCCGCAAUCUGAUGUGGCGGAAUGCCAACGCUGCCGUCCCUGGAUUGAUCACGACCGCAGAAAAGAAGUCCUUGAUCUGCGACUGGACAGCUCUUGCAGGUUUCAGCCCUACAGUUCCAGGAAUGAGCAACUGUAACAUGACUUGUACUCACUAUCCCGGCAAAUCGUUCCUGGUGAUCGGUCAGAAGAAGUACACCUUCUGGUUUGUCUUCUUCAAGAACGAGGAGACCCGCUACUGGCCUAGUUCUCCUCGAUGGACUGCGCAGGACGCCGAGAAGCGAGCUGCGGAAUGUGCCGACUGCCCUAUCUCCGACACGCAGGUAUUUGGCGAGUUAUGGCGAUCUCGCGUUCGAGGCGACCUGGUCAACGUAGAGGAGGGACUGUUCAAGCACAUGUAUUUUGGUCGGAUUGUUCUUGCUGGAGAUGCCGUUCACAAGAUGACGCCUAACAUCGGACUCGGCGGCAACGCAAGCAUGGAGAGCGUCGUCGUUCUCUCUAACCUCCUGCAUCGCGCCGUUCAGGCUCACCCGAGCGGCAAGCCCGAUAAGAAGAUGCUCGAGACAAUCUUGGAAGAAUAUCAAACCCUGCGGUACGAUCGCAUGCAGAAGAUCAUCCACUUCUCCGGCGAGGCAACCAGACUCCAGGCCUGGGAUAGCCUCUACUACAAGACGCUCUCCCGGGUCAUUCCAUACUUGCCAGACACGACCUCUGCCAAGAGAACCGGAGAGUUGAUCAAAGCCGCAGCCAAGCUGGACUACAUUCCAACUUCUCCUGCCCGGAAGGGAACCGUGGCGUGGGAGGAUGAAGGGCAACGGGCUUUAGGGGCUCAUCAGGCUGCAGUCAGCAAUGUGAGACGGUUGAUUCAAAUCCCGGUCGUGUUGCUCUCUUUUGGACUUUCGUUCUUCUAUCUGUCUGGGAUCAAAUUGUGA
Aspergillus affinis is the source of this 1431-nucleotide messenger RNA. RefSeq names its product FAD-dependent oxidoreductase. The transcript is spliced from 4 exons. The record is from RefSeq and is a predicted model, not a curated record. Gene Ontology annotation, molecular function: FAD binding. The coding region runs from base 1 to 1431 and encodes 476 amino acids. Lineage: Eukaryota; Fungi; Ascomycota; Eurotiomycetes; Eurotiales; Aspergillaceae.